UAUAGUAUGUUUUGUGGAAGAAAUCUGUCUGUGUCGCUUUGCCCAAAAGAAAAGGGCAGUGGCGCAGUUCCAAAUUAAAAAAUAGAAACAUUGAACUGAAACUGAACAAAAUUCAAGAUGACUUUGCUCGACAAAAUACCGGAUAGCACCUGGUUUUUCUGUUUUCCUAUGUCAUUAGCAGUUUUCUGCAUAACUUGCUUGGGCAUCAUACACCCGUUCCUAUGGAUUAAGGUGAUGAAGGUGUAUCGCAGUGAGCUGUUCGUGUUUAUGUAUGUGCUUAUCGUGUUCUGGGCCGUGCUUAGCGUGGCGUUGAUGUACGCUAUAUAUGCGGAGUCUCACUGUAUCUACUCGUUCUGGAUAUGGUACACGCUGGUGUUCGGGCUUCUGAUGGCCGGGCUCAUGUUUCUGCUGUUUUGCGGUUUCUGCGUGCUCGCCAUGCGCCGAAAGUCCGUCGUGGCGCUGAUAGGCUGCGUUUAUUAUCUAGUGACCGUGUACUUCGUGGUGGUGGUAAACAAGCAGCGGAAGGAGGUGUUCGGGCUAGCGGCCACCUGCCACUCGUGCGCGAUCAAACAUGUCUUCCCCAACCCGGACGCCUCGAAACAGCACAUGAUGACUACUAUUAUGCAAACGAUCCAGCCGCCACCGCUCGUGACUGAUAAUUUUUCUAGGAAAUCAAGAACGCCUAGCCCGGUUACGACGCCGAUACCUUCAACCACACAGUACUAUGGAACACGAUACGUGCAGCUUGCUGAGAACCACAGUUGGACCUCACCGUAUCUCCUCGAUUACACACAACCAAAAUACGUGCAGCUUGCCUCAGAGCAUAACGUGUACGAGCUCUCGCUGCCCGAUCAUCGACCUUCGCCGAAUAUACACAACGUAUACGACGACCGACGCAGAAGGCCGCCCACGGCGGCGUUCACCAACAUGGUGAGGAAUAGCAUGCCGAUGGCUGCGUUUAGGGCACACGGCGGCGGAGACGACAGAGGUGAACACUGGCAACCCACAGCUCAACAAUUGCAACAAACGGCUGAACAAUGGCAUCACACAACCGCAAACAGAAUGUGGACACAUGGACGCACUUACGACGCCCAGACCAUGCCACAUACGACGCUUAGCGACCGCGUCGAGGCUAUCGCCAGGUUAUCCGAACUGCUGAUAAAUAGCAACGAAUGUCGCAAGCCCCGGAAGCCAGCGCACGGGCGGUUCCAGGCCAGUGGACGACGCAGCGCCCACCUGAAGCUGACCCUCCACUGUGAUCCUGGGUACAGGGAGAGCUCUGUGGCUACAGAGUGCAAGUUCAACUGGUGGGACAGGCCCAUACCUCAGUGCAGGAAGCGCAAGGAACCCGGCCCCCUCCCGCACCCCGGUGGCGGCUGCAUCCUGCCCGGCUACCCGGCUCACGGGGAGUACCGCGUGGCUGACCACGCGCGUGCGCGGCCCGGAGACUUGGUGACGGGCGACAAUGUGGUCCUGCUGGUGACCUGUGAUGAGCCUUAUCGAGCUGUGGACCCGUAUGUCAUCUGUGUGGAAGGACGGUGGAGACAUGGGCCACCGACUUGCUUAAAGCACUGCAAGCUGGUCUUCGAUCCGACCGUCGAGUACCGAUGUUUCAAAGCGUUCAAGGACGAGUUUCUAGCCUGCAGCACUUGGCAGCCGGACGGCACGGUGGUUACCGCCGCCUGCCGACCCGGCCACGCGCACAGAGGCCCAUUCCGCUACAUGCGGUGCCGUGGGGACACCUGGGACCACGCCGUGUCGUGUCUGCCCAAUUCCAACUUCACUGAGCAGCUGUGAACGGUGCCAAGCAUGGCUUAGUGGCUUUAUUGGGCGUGCAUCGGAGUGGAGCGUACGGCGUGAAUGUCAACCAAUAGGCCAGUUUCCUGCUAGUCAAAUCAGCUUCUUUUUAAGUAGC
Messenger RNA from Leguminivora glycinivorella, 1915 nucleotides. RefSeq lists its product as uncharacterized. NCBI's taxonomy places the organism in Eukaryota, Metazoa, Arthropoda, Insecta, Lepidoptera, Tortricidae. The record is from RefSeq and is a predicted model, not a curated record. The transcript is spliced from 9 exons. Bases 118 to 1797 code for a protein of 559 amino acids.